Messenger RNA from Opisthocomus hoazin, 294 nucleotides. Its product is annotated as C-C motif chemokine 4-like. Lineage: Eukaryota; Metazoa; Chordata; Aves; Opisthocomiformes; Opisthocomidae. Gene Ontology annotation, cellular component: extracellular region. The record is from RefSeq and is a predicted model, not a curated record. Gene Ontology annotation, molecular function: chemokine activity; CCR chemokine receptor binding. Gene Ontology annotation, biological process: chemokine-mediated signaling pathway; antimicrobial humoral immune response mediated by antimicrobial peptide; inflammatory response.
AUGGCGAAGGCAGACGGGAUGCUCUGUGCCCUCCUCCUCCUCCUCGUGCUGUGCUGCCAGAGCUUGGCUCAGAGAGCCCCAGCUGUGCCGGACAAGUGCUGCUUCAACUUCCAGAUGAGAAGGAUCAAGAGAGACAACGUCAUUGCCUGCUACCCCACCAGCCCCGAGUGCCCGCACCAGGCUGUGAUCUUCAGGGUGAGGAGCGGGAAGGAGAUCUGCGCCCAGGCGAGUAGGGCCUGGGUGAAGAGGUACCAGCAGAGCUUCCAAGUCAACUCCUACUCCAUCCCCAGCUAG